AUGCGGUCAACUCUCAACACAGCCCUUUGGCUCGCUUUUGCGACUUCUCUCAGCUCAGCGACGCCUCAUUAUGGCACUGCCAAAACUCAACUCAAGCAUUGGCCCGCCGAAGCCGCAACAGCACUCAACCGCAUGAUCGCGCGCAACGCAAACCAGAGCAACUACGCAUGCUUCGACAUGGACAACACAAGUUACCGCUACGACAUUGAAGAGUCUCUCAUCCCCUUCCUCGACAACCGCGGCAUCCUAACGCGCGAAAAGCUGGACCCGAGCCUAAAACUAAUCCCCUUCAAAGACACCGCAAACGUCACGGAAUCAAUGUACAGCUACUACAACCGGCUCUGCGAAAUCGACAACUUCAUAUGCUACCCAUGGGCAGCUCAAGCCUUCUCGGGCUUCACCCUGCGCGAGCUCAAAGGCUGGGUCGACGAACUAAUGGCCCUCAACACCACGAUCCCAACCGCCUACUGGGACAACGACACCCUCGUCAGCACAUCAAUCAACCCCCCACGUAUCUUCCGCGGACAAGUCGAACUCUACAACGCACUUAUGGAAAACGGAAUCGACGUCUACGUUAUCAGCGCUUCUCAUGAGGAACUCGUUCGCAUGGUCGCCAGCGACCCGAAAUACGGGUACAACGUACCGCCGCAGAACGUCAUCGGCGUCACUACGAUGCUAAAAAAUGCGACCUCAGGCGCCCUUACAAAUGCCCGCAAACAAAUUGCCGAUGACUCUUACGAUCAAACCGCUAACCUGGAUCUCGUCGUCACCCCGUAUCUGUGGACGCCGGCGACGUGGUAUGCGGGUAAGUGGGCGGCUAUUUUAACGUAUAUUUCCGAGUGGAAGAGGCCCAUACUGGUGGGCGGUGAUACACCGGGGAGUGAUACGUAUAUGCAGUUUCAUGGGGUGGAUGUGGGGAAGGGCGGGGUGCAUCUUUGGAUUAACAGGACGGCAGCUGUAUAUGAGAAGUUAGAGAAGGAGAUUAAGGAGAAUGCGGAGGAGCAGAGGGCUAAUGGGAGAGAGGUUACUGCUGAUAAAAAUUGGGUUGUUGUUAAGCCGGAGGAGAUUUUGUAG
Messenger RNA from Pyrenophora tritici-repentis Pt-1C-BFP, 1074 nucleotides. RefSeq lists its product as uncharacterized. Gene Ontology annotation, molecular function: L-phosphoserine phosphatase activity; magnesium ion binding. The record is from RefSeq and is a predicted model, not a curated record. Gene Ontology annotation, cellular component: cytoplasm. Gene Ontology annotation, biological process: dephosphorylation; L-serine biosynthetic process. Lineage: Eukaryota; Fungi; Ascomycota; Dothideomycetes; Pleosporales; Pleosporaceae.